CACAGUAACGUGCCCGAGAAUAAAAACCCAUAUUUAAUCAAAAACAAAGACUAUCAAACUGGCGAGCUAGCUAAAUGAAUCAUUAUAGCUUGCGCUGAAUUUUUCUGAGAUUUGGAUAAAAUUCUCUACUGUACAAUCGGAUCCCUAGCUUAAGUACUUCUUCCAUCUCCGUUUAUAAAUUCUGAGUACUACCUACCGAUGCUUUAGACCCUUAGUCUCUGUCCGAUCGAAUAGCAAUCCAGUAAGUACGUACUCGAUCAAUAAUGGCAGAGAUGGAUCUAACACCAAAGUCAGCGGUAGCGGCGUUCGAGGGAGAUGGUGGAGGAUAUUACAUAUGGUCAUUUCCGGCGCUUGGGGAGGCCAACGUUGGCGCCGGCAAGCUUGUAUUGAAGCCUAGUGGUUUUGCUCUUCCUCACUAUGCAGAUUCUGCCAAACUGGGAUAUGUUCUUCAAGGUGAGGAUGGACUAGUUGGAAUGGUAUUCCCCAACACAUCAGAGGAGGUAGUAUUGAAGCUCAAGAAAGGAGACGUGAUUCCGGUACCACUCGGAGCAGUCUCAUGGUGGUUCAACAAUGGCGGCUCAUCCAAUGACCUUGUUAUCGUUUUCUUGGGAGAAACUACAAAGGCUUACACUCCUGGUCUGUUUACUUACUUCUUCAUAGCAGGAACUCAAAGUCUUCUAGGAGGUUUCUCAACUGACUUCAUUAGCAAGUCAUUCAAUAUUACCAAAGAUGAAGCAGAUGAGGUCACCAAAAACCAGACAGGGGUUUUGCUAGUUAAGCUAGAACAGGGAAAGACCAUGCCUAAGCCCAACGCACUCAUCACCCAAAAACUUGUUCAUCAACUCACUGUUAGUGCCACUUUGACUGAGAAGGAGUUUCCUUUUCUUAACCAGGCUGGGUUAAGUGCCAACCUCAUAAAACUUGAAGCCUACGCAAUUUCCUCUCCCAUUUACACUACUGAUUCUUCGGUUCAAGUGAUCUAUGUCGUUGGAGGAGGUGGUCGGGUCCAAAUUGCGGGUCUUAAUGGUCAGAGUGCGUUGGAUGCGGAAGUAACUGCGGGUCACUUGAUCGUUGUGCCUAGGUUUUUCAUGGUAGCGAAACUUGCCGGGGAAAAGGGAAUGGAGUGUUUCUCUGUCAUUACAAGUUCCCGGGCUGUCCUGGAAGACUUAACUGGCAAGACAUCAGUAUUGAGGGCAUUAUCACCUGAGGUGCUACAAAUAUCCCUAAAUAUAAAUCCAGAGUUGCAGACAAUUCUCCAAUCAAAGAUUAACUAGAGAAAUAGUAGUGGAUCCUGCACUAUCGAAGUCUCUUAUUAAUCGCAUACCUACUUCCAUAUAUAGUCUCCAUUGCAAGACAUGUAAUAAAGUGGAUGAAUUAGAAUAAAACUCCUGUCUGCAGAGGAUUGGAGAUUAUUGUUUUCUUGUUCA
Rosa rugosa (rugosa rose) is the source of this 1427-nucleotide messenger RNA. RefSeq names its product 12S seed storage globulin 2-like. The coding region runs from base 264 to 1274 and encodes 336 amino acids. The record is from RefSeq and is a predicted model, not a curated record. Lineage: Eukaryota; Viridiplantae; Streptophyta; Magnoliopsida; Rosales; Rosaceae. Gene Ontology annotation, molecular function: nutrient reservoir activity. The transcript has 3 exons.